AUGGAAUCUCGAUCUUUAUCGGGAUUUUCAUUCGCCCAAAUAGCUGACCUGUUCAACAAGGGCUUCGAGGACUACAUCGGCAACCCAGUCAACCUCACCGCCGAGGCAGUGGCAGAGUACAUACCCCAAAACUACCUUUCCCUGGCACACAGCCAUGCGUUCUACAGCUCGGACAACCCAAAUGAACCCAUCGGAUUUGCCAUCAUAGCCAUCAGACCUGACAAACCCACCGAGAGCCGCCUCGGCGCCAUGGGAAUCUUCAAGGCUGCCAGGGGCAAAGGCGUAGGAGCCAAGGCCCUGAAAAUAGUUUUCGACGCCGAAAAGGCGCGCGGGACGGAAAUCGUCGGAUUUGAGUGUAUAAAGCAGAACACUCCUGCGGUCAAGUUGUACACCAACGCCGGAUGUGUCAUAAAACGAGAGCUCUUCGGGUGGCAGUAUACUCCCAAGGAUGGAGAAUUUGCAACAGACCCAGAAUUAAAGACUUGUUCGUUUGACGAGGUAGAUGUGUUGGUGAAGACGCACGGUGCAGCGGAUUUACCCUGGCAGGCAUGGGGAUUCAGCAAAUCGCCUGAUACACACAAGGCGUUUAGACUAGGUGAUGCCUAUUGUGUUGUGACUGAUCCCGAGGAUAAGGACAAGGAUACCGUCAAGCUGAGUUGCUUGAUUGUUGAUCCGCAGUCGAGGAGGAAGGGGGAGGCGACGAGGCUUGUGAAGGCAAUGAUGGCACAGUUUCCGGGGAAGAAGUGGAUGGCCACGCCGAUUUUCCCCAAGGAGUAUGGGGAUGGGUUGGCGGCGAAGCUGAGACUCGAGGAGACGCAUCUUACGCAGUAUCAACUGGAGAUUAAACUGUGA
Molecule: messenger RNA, 852 nt
Organism: Pochonia chlamydosporia 170
Lineage: Eukaryota; Fungi; Ascomycota; Sordariomycetes; Hypocreales; Clavicipitaceae
Product: acetyltransferase, gnat family
Exons: 1
Coding region: 1-852 (283 amino acids)
Molecular function (GO): acyltransferase activity, transferring groups other than amino-acyl groups
Source: RefSeq, a predicted model, not a curated record